AUGAAAACGACAACAAAUGCGAAUGAGGAGGGAGGAAUAGAGGAGGAGGAGGAGGAGGAGGAGGAGGAGGAGGAGGAGGAGGAGGAGGAGGAGGAGGAGGAGGGAGGAGGGAAGGGAGGAGCAGAAGGAAGGAAGGUAGAAGUUUUGGGAGAAUACCGGCAGUGGGGGAGAUGGUCUGUGACCCGAUGGGUAUCGCCUCAACCAGCAACGACAGAGGAGGAGGAGGAGAAGGAGAAGGAGAAAAGGGAGGAUGAGGAGGAGGAGGAGGAGGAGGAGGAGGAGGAGGAGGAGGAGGAGGAGGAGGAGGAGGAGGAGGAGGAGGGAGGAGGAGGAGGAGGAGGAGGAGGAGGAGGAGGAGGAGGAGGAGGAGGAGGAGGAGGAAGAGGAGGAGGAGGAGGAGGAGGAGAAGAGAGGAGGAAUGGGAGGCGGGGAACGUGUCAGGAGCAAUUGGGGAAGAGGAGGGCCAGAGGGAACUUAGCCGGAUGUUGA
Closterium sp. Naga37s-1 is the source of this 489-nucleotide messenger RNA. The record is from the annotation of a GenBank genome assembly. Lineage: Eukaryota; Viridiplantae; Streptophyta; Zygnematophyceae; Desmidiales; Closteriaceae.